AUGAGCGUUAUAUCCAAAUCCAUGCCGAUCAAAAGCCCUUUCACCACCUCAACGACCUCCAAAACGAACAGCCCUUGUGCCACCCCGUCCACCACAACAGCUCCGCUUAUUCCAGAUAAGAUCUUGCCAAACCUGUACCUGUCAGACAUUCACACUGCUGCCGCAGUCCUAAGCCCCAAUUACAAUGCUCCCAAUCGGCCAAGGAUCAAGUACGUGCUCUCAGUCAUCGACAAUCCGGAUAAGCAGCCGAAAGUGCCCCCUGGACAUGAAGCAGAAUUCGUGCUCAAGAUGAUCAGCCUCCGAGACAAUGUCAACUUUGACCUGCUGCAGGUUUUGGGCGAAGCCUGCGCUUUCAUCAAGGCAAGUCUUCAAAACAACGAUGGUGGCGUCCUUGUCCAUUGCCAGAAAGGUGUAUCACGGUCCGCCGCAGUUGUGAUAGCAUUUAUCAUGGAAGAAAUGGACCUCGAUUACGACACUGCAUUCCGGUACGUUCGUGGUGGUCGGUCAAAGGCGAAACCGAAUUCAGGAUUUCAGAAGCAAUUGGAGCUGUGGGGCCAGCUGCGUUACAGCAUUCACGAUGCCGAUGGCAAAGAAAAGCCUGAGUACACAGCCUGGAAAGCAGAGAAUGAAGAGCAAAUCAAGAAAUUGGGUUCCAGGUGGACUGGGUAG
Messenger RNA from Fonsecaea multimorphosa CBS 102226, 669 nucleotides. RefSeq lists its product as uncharacterized. The transcript has 2 exons. Gene Ontology annotation, cellular component: cytoplasm. Gene Ontology annotation, biological process: protein dephosphorylation; negative regulation of MAPK cascade. Lineage: Eukaryota; Fungi; Ascomycota; Eurotiomycetes; Chaetothyriales; Herpotrichiellaceae. Bases 1 to 669 code for a protein of 222 amino acids. The record is from RefSeq and is a predicted model, not a curated record. Gene Ontology annotation, molecular function: MAP kinase tyrosine/serine/threonine phosphatase activity; protein tyrosine/threonine phosphatase activity.